UGUGGUAAGGGAUCGGUGGAGGUGUACUGACCGACAACGGGUGUUUUAUUGUUUAUUUCUGAUCACGCAUCGGGAAAAACCAAAGAUAGAUCAAUCAACACGAUUCCCAGGAUGCUUUGUCAUGUGACGCGGCCGGACUCGGUGGUGAUGGAGGUGGAAGUUGAUGCGAAGGCGAACGGAGAGGAUUGUCUGAACAAGGUAUGUAGGAAAUUAGGAAUCAUCGAGGUGGACUACUUUGGCCUGCAGUUCUCUGGGAGUAAAGGCGAGAACUUGUGGCUGAACCUGAGGAACCGAAUCUCGCAGCAGAUGGACAGCGUGACUCCUUGCAGGCUCCGACUGAGAGUCAAGUUCUUCGUCGAGCCCCAUUUAAUGCUCCAAGAGCAAACCAGGCACCUGUUCUUCAUGCAUGUUAAAGAGGAUCUGCACUGCGGUCACCUGCGCAUGUGCUCGGAGCAGGCCGUGAAGCUCAGCGCCCUCGUGGCGCAGGCCGAGUUUGGCGACUACAACCAGAACACUGCCAAAUACUGGUACACCGAGCUGUGCAGAAAAGAUCCAGACCAAGAGACGGUUAAUAGCAUCAUAGCCAAGCACAAGGCACUGGAGGGGCUGACCCAGGGCUCAGUGGAGUAUCAGGCCCUGCAGCUGGUGGCGUCUCUUGAGCACUUUGGCGUGGAGUGGCACUGGGCGCGGGACGCAGAGGGCCAGAGCCUGGCGAUCGGAGUGGGACCUGACGGCAUCGCCAUCUGCAGGGACGACUUCAGCCUGGUCAACAGGAUUUCUUAUCCUUUAAUCCAAAUCACCACACAGUCGAGGAAGAGUGUGUAUCUGACUGUCACGAAGGAAAGCAGCGACAGCGUGGUCAUGCUGUUUAAGCUGAUCAGCAACCGGGCGGCUAGCGGGCUGUACCGGGCCAUCACUGAGACGCACACCUUUUACAAAUGCGACACUGUAACGAAUGCAGUCAUGAUGCAGUACAGCCGUGACUUCAAGGGCCACCUGGCUUUGCUCUUCCUCAACGAGAACGUCAACCUGGGCAAGAAUUACGUCUUCGACAUCCGCCGGACGUCCAAAGAGGUGUACGACUACGCCAGGCGGGCGCUGUACAACGCCAGCAUCGUGGACCUGAUGUUCCAGUCGGGUGCACGGUCUUCAUCCUCACGGUCGCCCUGGCACAAACAGGAGGGCGUCCCAGAGUGUGGCGGGUGUCGGCAGAACCGCAUGCUCCAGGAGAAGCUGCAGAAGCUGCGCGAGGCCUUUCUGUGCAUGGUGUGCUGCGAGGAGGAGAUCGACGCCGCAUUCUGCUCCUGCGGCCACACUGUGUGCUGCGAAAACUGUGCCGCGCAGCUCCAGUCAUGUCCAGUGUGUCGCUCUGAGGUGGAACACAUCCAGCACGUGUACCUGCCCACCUGCUCCAGCCUGCUGAACCUGACGGUGGGCACUGGCAGUCCCGCGCCCAUCCGCCGCUCCAUGGCCACACAAACCUGCACCAACGCCGAUAACUGCAGCGACGACAAACUCUGCCAGACCUGAACCGAUUUGCUCGUGUUCUUAAAGCACCAAUGAAGAGACUUUUGUACUUUUUUCGUCUUAAUUUAAGUCUAUCAGUUGAUCUGAUAAACAACUAUUUGUGUGUGUUAUUUUUUAGUGCUUGGUCUUAUUAAUACUUUAGUAUGGAGUCGGAGAGGCUAAAGCCUACAGAGGUACGUUUUAAGGAUCUCAAAUGUUUAACCCUGUGAUAAGUUCAGCCUCACUCGUCCAUCACCCUCGCAUGCAACGGAUAUGAUACUUGGUGCAAUUGUAAUAGUUUUUUUUUUUUUUUUUUUUUACUUGUUUUUUGGAUGUGAAUGGAAAAAUAUUGACACCUUUACCGGGGAGUUUAAGGCUUCGAGGCCUUAAUGUAGCAGUAACACAGUGUGUUUGUUAUGCACAUUCUUGCUUUGCACAGACUAUUGUCAAAAAAAAAUGAGGAAUUAAUUUUCUUUAUUCCUGACCCAGUCACUGCAGGGGCGAAAUUUAUGUUCGCUUGUUUAAGUUUUCCCCCCAUUUUAUAUGAAUAGAUUUUGUUUCUGUUUAUUUGAAGCAAAAACUAUGCCCUGUACUUGUACAUUCGUGGCCAAAAGUUUUGAGAAUUACAUAAAUAUUGGAAAUUGGAAAAGUUGCUGCUUAAGUUUUUAUAAUAGCAAUUUGCAUAUACUCCAGAAUGUUAUGAAGAGUGAAUUGCAUAGUCCUUCUUUGCCAUGAAAAUUAACUUAAUCCCAAAAAAACCUUUUCAACUGCAUUUCAUUGCUGUCAUUAAAGGACCUGCUGAGAUCGUUUCAGUAAUCGUCUUGUUAACUCAGGUGAGAAUGUUGACGAGCACAAGGCUGGAGAUCAUUAUGUGGAGAUCAUUAAGUCAGGCUGAUUGGGUUAGAAACGUAUGAAGUGCUUGUAAUUAUAUUUCAGUACGUCACAGAAACAACUGAAACAAAGAUGUAAAAGCAGUUUAGCAGCAAACUUUGUGAAAACUAAUAUUUGUGUUAUUCUCAAAACUUUUGGCCACGACUGUAGAAUCUUUUUAUA
This is a messenger RNA of Clarias gariepinus (North African catfish), 2559 nucleotides long. RefSeq names its product E3 ubiquitin-protein ligase MYLIP-A-like. Gene Ontology annotation, molecular function: ubiquitin-protein transferase activity. Gene Ontology annotation, cellular component: cytoskeleton. Gene Ontology annotation, biological process: ubiquitin-dependent protein catabolic process. Lineage: Eukaryota; Metazoa; Chordata; Actinopteri; Siluriformes; Clariidae. The transcript has 7 exons. The record is from RefSeq and is a predicted model, not a curated record. Bases 112 to 1530 code for a protein of 472 amino acids.